This is a messenger RNA of Trichomonas vaginalis G3, 249 nucleotides long. Its product is annotated as organellar and viral DNA polymerase type B. The record is from RefSeq and is a predicted model, not a curated record. The coding region runs from base 1 to 249 and encodes 82 amino acids. Lineage: Eukaryota; Parabasalia; Trichomonadida; Trichomonadidae. The transcript has a single exon.
AUGAGAAACGACUAUGCUGACUUAAAGAAAGAAGUAGAGAAACCAGCAGAAGAUAAAAUGGAUAUGUUGACAUUUCUGAACAAAAACUAUCCAACUGCUGACGAUUUCCUAUUAUCUGAUGUCAAGAAGAAAUAUAAAGAAACCUUCGGCAUAGUUAAAAUUUUUGAUAUCCUUCGUGAAGAAAUAGAAGCUACAAAACUGUUUAAAGUCAUGAACCAUCGCAACAUAUACCAUGUAAAACGCUUGUAA